Messenger RNA from Zophobas morio, 1118 nucleotides. RefSeq names its product nucleolar complex protein 2 homolog. Gene Ontology annotation, cellular component: Noc1p-Noc2p complex; nucleoplasm; nucleolus. The transcript is spliced from 10 exons. The record is from RefSeq and is a predicted model, not a curated record. Gene Ontology annotation, biological process: ribosomal large subunit biogenesis. Lineage: Eukaryota; Metazoa; Arthropoda; Insecta; Coleoptera; Tenebrionidae. Bases 174 to 1118 code for a protein of 314 amino acids.
AAAAAUGGCACAAAUGCAAAACUGUAAUAAAAAGUUUUUUAUCCAAUCUUUUACAUCUUCUCAAGACGAACUGUGAGCCCACCAUUCUAGCCUUUAUACUUCGUCGUAUUCCUUUGUAUCUUACCUAUUAUCUUUGCUUUCCGAAGCUACAGAGAGUUCUUGUCAAGAUCUGCAUGAGCAGCUGGGAGUCCUCUGAAGCCCAUGUUCGCGUCCUUUCCUAUUUAUGCAUUCACUGCGUUGCUCAAGAAAAUCCGCAUAUGCGGAAAUUCUGCUUGAAAGGGCUUUACUCCACUUACGUAAAAAACUCAAAGUUUCUAUCAAAACACACUUCUUCGGCUUUACAGUUUAUGGAAAAUUGCUGUGUUGAGAUAUUUGGUUUGCAUAUUUCUGGAGCUUAUGAACACGUGUUUCGCUACAUUCGUCAACUUGCCGUAUUGAUGCGCAUUGCAAUGACUACCACUAAAAAGGAGACCGUCCAAAAAAUUUAUAACUGGCAAUACAUAAGCUCCAUAAAAUUACUCUGCCGUAUUAUUUCUACUUAUAAAGAAGUUUUAAAAGAGUUGAUCUAUCCUGCAGCUCAAGUUUUAAUCGCAACUAUAAAAUUGAUUCCUACUGCCCAGUACUUUCCCCUUCGUUUUCACUGUUUAAAAGCUUUAAGAGAAUUGUCGCCUUCGGGAUCCCCUUUUAUACCAAUGCUUCAUUUUAUAACGGAAGUUUUAGGAUCCGUUUACGUUAAAAAUAAACCGCAAAACUUUUCUUCUAAAGCAACUGAUACUGAAUUUACUCUACGGUUUAAGAAAAACUUUCUUGGGAGCAAACUAUUUCAAGACUUUGUUAUAAACUCGGUUAUACACGAGCUUUACGCAUAUUUUUCUGAAUCGUCCUAUCACGUGGCUUUUCCAGAGCUUGCUUUGCCGGUGAUGGUUCAGCUGAAGCACUUUUUGUUAAACACUAAAAAUCUUCGUCUUUCUAGAGAACUGAAGCAGUUGUUAUCUCUGAUUAAAAAAACUAUAGUUUUUAUUGGCUUCGAGCGACUUAAUGUUUUGAAAGCAAAUAUGACUUCUACAUCUAAACAAACUCCGAUAGAUGAGUUUUUUUAUAGAUGGCGUUCUUACUAA